AUGUCAGAGGGGGCAAUGCUAGACGUAGUGAAUGGGGAAUUGGGUGCCGGGGGCAACAACUCGCCCGUCUCCCUCAACCCAAAGCUGGUGACACACAAGGAGAACGUCGCAGACGUCGCUGAGGAUGAACCACGGAGCGUGUCAGCCCCAUUUGCACCGACGCCAAGAGAGUCCAUACACCGCGGGCAAAUACAGAGUGAGAGAAGGAAGUCGGGCGUUGUCGCGUCUUUAGGAGGCAUGGGGCGAUCGCGAAGUAGGACUGCUUCUGUGCCCGCUGGGGCUCGCCCUAGUUUAUCGUCUUCUAACCCGUUUGCGCAGCGCUACAGUCAUGUCCAUUCGGUUGUGAAGGACCUCAUUGAGGAAAAGAUUACCCCGCUAGAGGCGCAGCAUGGAAGACCCAUAGAAAGGCAGCGUUUACAGAGCAUCGCGCCUGCCUCCACUCCCCAGUUUUCGUGUAUUCCUGGGAGUUUUUAUAGCACGCUUCAUGGCGGUAGCGGGCUCGUGACGCCGCGCAGAUCCUCCGCGUGCAGCCUGCAGAGGUCAAGCCAAAACAUGUCUAGAAACUCCCCGUCAUUCCGCAGUUCACCCCGCAGAGUUCUGCGGCGCGGGGCUAGUGGAACCCCCAGGGCAUCUUCGGUGCGACGUGAGCAAAGCCCUGAGGGGAUCAAGGUAGAGCCGUUGCCCAAGCAGAAGGCUUCGGAGCACGCGUACGUUUUGAAAGUUGUGGAUAAGCUUAGUAGUGCAAGGGUUCCCUACAAUUACGUGCCACGGUGUGCGCAGAAAAUCCCUGAGCGCCUCAAGUACCACCCACCACCGUCACCGCCCGACACGCCUUCUCCUCCGGGCAGUGCCGAGAUGGAGCGGGAGAUCUCGCCACGUAGAGGCAAAACUGUCACACCCGCGGCGGCGAAAAGGAGCAGCUCACGGCGUACGCCAUCGGCCGGUGGUACGCCCCGCAACGAGGUGGCCAGCAAGGGAACUCGUGGCGUUGAUCGCAGCAAGUCCCAUGCCGUGUCGGAUGGGGCCCCCUCAUUGACUGUAUCCGCUUCUCCAGCAGGCAGACACGAGGUGCUAACAGACGAGGCGAGAACACGUUCUGCUAGCUCCACUCGUCGCUUGCUGGAAGCUAAAAUAAGGAAGUUCGAGGCUGUAAACAGGAAAAAAAUAAUUGAUCGAAAACCGCUUCUUGGGCUUGAACGGGUGUUGCUUUUCGAUACUGAACCGCCGCGUUUGCUAAAAUAG
Molecule: messenger RNA, 1242 nt
Organism: Trypanosoma conorhini
Lineage: Eukaryota; Euglenozoa; Kinetoplastea; Trypanosomatida; Trypanosomatidae
Exons: 1
Coding region: 1-1242 (413 amino acids)
Source: RefSeq, a predicted model, not a curated record